Messenger RNA from Penicillium riverlandense, 1254 nucleotides. It is a transcript of the gene pex10, whose product is annotated as ubiquitin-protein ligase peroxin 10. Gene Ontology annotation, molecular function: zinc ion binding. NCBI's taxonomy places the organism in Eukaryota, Fungi, Ascomycota, Eurotiomycetes, Eurotiales, Aspergillaceae. The transcript has 2 exons. The record is from RefSeq and is a predicted model, not a curated record. Bases 1 to 1254 code for a protein of 417 amino acids. Gene Ontology annotation, cellular component: peroxisomal membrane. Gene Ontology annotation, biological process: protein import into peroxisome matrix.
AUGGCAGACGAGUCACCACCAUCAGUCUCCCCAGGGAGAGCCCUCGGUGCGCCCACCUCGCAUUUCUAUCCCUUCGCCACCUCCCCGGACGUCAUCCGCUCUCACGAAAAGGAUGUCUUCAUGACCGGCAGUCUGGUCCAGCAGGCCCAGGGUAUCAUUCGCUCUUUGCGCGGUGCUCGCUUUGCACACACCCACGCCGAAUCCAUCAAGCAUCUCACCGAGAUCCUCUACUUCUCACUCACGACUGCCAUUGGCAACCGCACGCUCGGCGAGGAGUACUGUGACCUGGUACAGUUGGAAGACGAUACGCUACGACUCCCCUCGAUCACGCGGCGCGUUGGUUACAUCCUGAGCAGCAUCUUAGUGCCAUGGACACUACAACGGUUCCUGCCGAAGCUACGACAGCGCCUGCGCGCUAAGCUCGAGCGCAGCAUCGCGCGACAGCAGAUCCGCUCCGCCCAGCAAAAGUCAUCACCGACAACCCCGCAACCAUUAUUCUCCAAGCUGCGCAUACAGCAAUAUAUCCUCGAACAUCUAGACUCAAUCACCUCUCUGUCCCCGAUCUACGCCCUCAGCAUCGCAACCUUUUACUUUACAGGCUCAUACUACCACCUCUCCAAGCGGCUCUGGAAUCUCCGGUACGUCUUCACCAAGAAAAUCGAAGAUGAAGAGCAGCGCGUCGGCUACGAAGUGCUCGGCGUGCUUCUCGUGCUCCAAAUUGCCGUGCAAGGCUUCCUACACGUCCGCAAGCUGGCGUCGAGCGUCGGUGAGGACCAGAGCACCACAGCGGACGCCGCCGAGUCCCGCUCCGAAGCGGGUGCACUGGUAAAGUCGAUCCAGAACCCCGUCUCCAUGCCUCUUUUGCCGGCGUCGACGCCGAACUACGAUCUUGCUGAGGACCCCGGCGCCGUCUCGUGGAUUCCUGAUGGCCAGCAGCGCAAGUGCACGCUGUGUUUGGAGGCUUUCAAGGAUCCUAGCGUCACUACAUGCGGGCAUGUCUUUUGCUGGGUCUGUGUGCGGGAUUGGGUGCGGGAGAAGCCUGAGUCACUAUGGCUGCGAAAGGGGCAACAGCCUGUAUUUAGCACAACUGCCAAUAACUUCCGCGUUACGGCGGUGGCGGCGAGCAACAGCACCAGCACCGGCUCGGCCGCUAGCAGCACGUCCAGUGCGGCGGCUAUUAAGAUUGCAGCCGGCGGAAAUUAUUAUCUGGUGGGUGCACUGGCCCUGGUUGGUACAGCCGUUGCUACUAUUUAA